Messenger RNA from Ciona intestinalis (vase tunicate), 2543 nucleotides. Its product is annotated as 2-oxoisovalerate dehydrogenase subunit beta, mitochondrial. Gene Ontology annotation, cellular component: oxoglutarate dehydrogenase complex. Lineage: Eukaryota; Metazoa; Chordata; Ascidiacea; Phlebobranchia; Cionidae. Gene Ontology annotation, biological process: response to nutrient; branched-chain amino acid catabolic process. The record is from RefSeq and is a predicted model, not a curated record.
CGAUUGCUGUAAUUUUCAUUUCCAGUCAAUUGCUGAAUUUGCUGCAAACUUAUUUUAAUCUGUCUUAUGGUACUAUUGAUCAGUGCCUAUUUGUCAAUCAUCUUUUGUUGAAACUUGCAGUUUCCUGUUUUGCUAUUCUUAUUUUAGCUUGUUUUGUUCUUUCGAUUUGCACAUUUUUAUUUAAAAAACCAGGAUUGGUUUAUUUCCAUUCAGACUAACCUACAUUCUUUUACUAUUUCAGAUUUUGUUCUAUAGUUUUCAUUGCAGAGUUAGUAAAAAUUUGAAAAUGUCAAAACUGAUCGGCAAAAUUCCCAUCUGGACCAAAGCAGGCAUUGCUUAUUCAACCCCAAAGCUGCAAAACUUCUGGAAAUUCGCGAAAGUUGAACUACGACCUCCGACUCCAGCUGAGGUUGGGCAAUCUGUCGGCAUCGCGAGCAAAUCAAUUGCCAACAUCACAAGUGGGAAGGUGAUGGGUCUAUCAGUGAAGCAAGCUUGGCAGAACACUCUCGUCUUCACAGAAGUUUGCAUGUGGUUCUUCAUUGGGGAAAUCAUCGGAAGGAAGAGUCUCAUCGGAUACAAAGUUUAAACAACAAUUCGUGAAUGUGCUGUAAUUUAAAAACAUCAUUUCAUUACUUUUACAAAAACUUCAUGUAAUAUUUCGAAUUUGGCUUUUAUUCGGUUCUGUACUUUGGCAUCUUUGUUUCAGCAACUCUUUCAAAUAUUUAACUUGAGUUUCAUUGAAAAAAGACAAAUCUAUACUUGUGUGUUCAAUUUGAUGUUAUGGUUCCUUCUUUAGAAUCGAGUUAGGUUUCAUAGCUUCUCUUGUAUUGAUUUCAACACCAUGUCUCUUCUACGACAAUCCCGAAACAUUCUUUCAAAUCUAAAGGCAAAGUCUUUGGCCAAAAGAUUGAUGCAUUUUAAAUUUGAGCCUGACAAUCCCUCAACAAAUUUAGGUCCAACUGAAAAUAUGAAUUACCUCAAAGCGUUGACAAACGCAAUGGACAUCAGUCUUGAAAAUGACCCAACUGCCAUCAUAUUUGGAGAGGAUGUUGCAUUCGGUGGAGUGUUUCGUUGCACGGUUGGUCUACGUGAGAAAUAUGGGAGUGAUCGUGUGUUCAAUACUCCACUAUGUGAACAAGGUAUUGUAGGGUUUGGUAUUGGAGCAGCAGUUGCCGGUUCUACAGCGAUCGCAGAAAUCCAGUUUGCUGAUUAUAUUCUGCCAGCUUUUGACCAGAUUGUAAAUGAAGCAGCAAAAUAUCGGUACAGAUCGGGAGGUUUGUUUGAAUGUGGAAAGUUAACAAUACGUACUCCGUGUGGUGCUGUGGGACAUGGUGCGUUGUAUCACUCACAAACACCUGAAGCAUAUUUUGCGCAUAGCACCGGGCUUAAAGUAGUAAUACCAAGAAGCCCAAUCCAAGCAAAGGGAUUGUUGUUAGCUUGCAUUAGAGAUGAUAAUCCUUGUAUUUUCCUUGAACCAAAGAUUCUUUACAGAGCAGCAGAGGAAGAAGUGCCGGUUGGUGAUUACACCCUCCCUUUAUCUCAAGCUGAAGUUCUCCGGGAGGGAAGUGAUGUCACGCUUAUUGGUUAUGGAACACAGAUUCAUGUAUUAAAGGAAGUAGCUGAACUUGCAGCCAAGGAUGGCAUCUCAUGUGAAGUGAUUGACCUUGUAACCAUACUACCAUGGGAUGCAGAUACAGUUUGCACAUCAGUAUCAAAGACAGGACGUUGUGUAAUAACUCAUGAAUCUCCUGUUACUGGUGGUUUCGCUGGUGAAGUGGCCGCGACUAUCCAGAAAGAAUGUUUCUUGAACCUAGAGGCUCCAGUAGAGCGAGUAUGCGGCUACGACACUCCGUUUCCACACGUCCUUGAACCAUUUUUCAUGCCUGACAAAUGGCGGUGUCUCCAGGCAGUUAAAAACGUCGUUAACUACUGAUGUUUCAACUUUUUCUAGCGUUUACCUAACUUUCUACACAACGUUUUAUUUAUAGAAUCAAAUCAUUGCCCAAGUUUUUUUGAAAUCCGGCGUGACGCGCGCUAGUUUCCUACGUCAUUAACAAUAUAUUCGUAUAGGACCAAUCAUUUUGUAUAGUACCACAAUUUAGGAUUUCAUUUUUUAGUUGUACGGUGGUUAUUACAGUGGAAAAGAAAUGGGAUAUUAAAACCCCUUUAAGGACAAACAUUUAUGUUUUCCACUGUCAUUAUACCUCGGUCUUUGUGGGAGUAAAAACAUAACUUUUAUAAACAGCGUGUGCGAAAGUAUAUAUUUAUAUUGCUUUUACAUAUUCUUAUACAUAAUGAUACCGCAUAUGCAAUAGGUGUGUUUUAAAGUUAUUCUAGCGGUAUAAAACGGUAAAUAAAUGGUAAAAUAAAAAAAAACUUUACCAUUACUUAAUGCUUAAGGUAAAAAUCAGAGUCCGUAUAUAAACAUGUUUAUAUACGGACUCUGGUAAAAAUUAUAGCUUUUGAAUGCAAACCAUGCUAAAAUAUCAUAAAUAGGAAAAUUGCGUUUCUUUCAAUAAAUCGAAUUGUGUUUUAAGACCGAA